Molecule: messenger RNA, 1758 nt
Organism: Anoplophora glabripennis (Asian longhorned beetle)
Lineage: Eukaryota; Metazoa; Arthropoda; Insecta; Coleoptera; Cerambycidae
Product: lysosomal Pro-X carboxypeptidase
Exons: 5
Coding region: 181-1629 (482 amino acids)
Biological process (GO): proteolysis
Molecular function (GO): serine-type exopeptidase activity; dipeptidyl-peptidase activity
Source: RefSeq, a predicted model, not a curated record
UAGUCAUCAGUCAGUAGUAACAAGAAUAAUUCAGACAAAAAGAUUUAUCUAUAUAUUUAUUUAGCACAUUAACAAUGCUACCUACUGAUAUUUGACCGUAUCUACUAUAAAAUAUUCGAGGUCAGAGUUGAUUUGAUAGUUAGUAUACAAGAUAAUUGGCUUCAGUCAGACAGCAACAAAAUGAAGAGCAUUAUUGCCUUAAGUGUUCUGUUAAUUUGUUUUGUUCUAGCGGAUACAUACUCGUUUGAUACAAAAUAUAUCGAUGUUCCACUAGAUCAUUUUAGUUUCGCCACUAAUUUAACGUUCAAAUUAAAGUUUCUGGUGAAUGACACAUUUCAUGUGGACAAUGGACCGAUAUUCUUUUAUACAGGAAAUGAGGGGGACAUCGAAGUGUUUGCGCAGAAUACAGGUUUUAUGUUCGACAUUGCACCACAAUUUAAUGCUCUUCUUGUAUUCGCAGAACACAGAUACUAUGGGGUAUCUUUGCCCUUCGGAAAUCUCUCCUAUACGGCGCCCAAAUACUUGGGGUACUUAUCAUCAGGUCAGGCAUUAGCUGACUAUGUCUACCUCAUAAACUAUUUGCAAGAAACCUACGGAAGACAAAGGCAUAUGAAGAAGCUGCCUGUGAUUGCAUUUGGAGGGUCUUAUGGAGGAAUGUUAUCUGCUUGGCUGAGAAUAAAAUAUCCAGCAUCGGUCGUGGGUGCAAUAGCAGGUUCAGCGCCAAUUUGGCAAUUUAAGGGCCUGACGCCUUGUGAAAAUUUUUAUAGGAUAGUUACUAACGUUUUUGAGGGACUUGGAGGAAGAAAAUGUAGCGAGACCAUCAAAAACUCUUGGUCGGUAAUUCGUGCCCUAACAGCAAACGACGCUGGCAAAGCAAAUCUCUCUCAAUUAUGGAACCUAUGCUCAGUUCUCAAAACGGAUACUGAUAUCAAUACAAUUAUUGACUGGCUGACAAAUAUCUACAUCAAUUUGGCCAUGGUUAACUAUCCUUAUCCGACAAGCUUUUUGGUGCCCUUGCCGGGAAAUCCAGUUAGAGAAUUUUGCGGCAAAAUUAAUAGUUACGAAUAUAAAAAUAACACGGGACUUCUUAAAGCUAUUGGGCAAGCUUUGAAUGUGUAUACAAAUUAUACCAAAACCACCAAAUGUAAUGAUAUAGAGAAAACUUCUGAUAAUUUGGGGGAGAAAGGUUGGGAUUUUCAAUCUUGUACGGAGAUGGUAAUACCAAUGUGCUCCGGUGAUUUCGAUAUGUUCGAAACCAGUAAAUGGGACUUCAAGAAAGUGUCUGACAAUUGUUUCAAGGAAUUCGGUGUACGACCAAGAGACGAAGAAGUUCCAAUUCUAGAAUAUGGAGGAAAGGAGUUAGGAUCCGCAUCCAAUAUCGUAUUCAGUAAUGGUCUAUUAGACCCCUGGUCGAGUGGAGGAGUUCUUAGCAACGUUACUAGAAAACUUGUGGCUGUAGUUAUACCGGAUGGAGCUCAUCAUUUUGAUUUAAGAGCCUCUAACGAUCUAGAUACGGAAUCUGUGAGAAUGGCAAGGCAGUUUCAUGUACAUGAAAUCAGGAAAUGGUUGGACAGAUAUUAUAUUGAUAAUAUAAGCCACCAAUCAAAAUACACUCGUAAGCUGCUAUGAUCUGCAAAAUGUUUUUAAUCCAUUUUCAUUUAUGUAAAAAGGGCCAAUUACGCCAGUAUUUUAGAAACGCUAUUAUAUAUUAUAUUACUUGGUUUUUACCACCAGAAAAAUAAAUAUAUUUUAAUUCGA